CCCUCGCAGUUUGCCACUGGGUUUUGCAGUCUCCUGAUUUCCUCAGUCCACAAGAGGAGCCAACAUGGGCAAUCGCCUCUGUAGUUUCAGGAGCUAGUUUGCGGCAGGGGAAGCCCCAUUCUGAGUUGAGGAGUGGAAAGGUAACCCGUAUGUUUUUAGUUUCAAAGAUCUGCCCCCCAAAAUACUAUUGCUCUUCUUCUGGAAAAGCCUGAUUGGUAGGAUUCCUCCAAAGGCUCAGCCCGCCGUGCUGUAUGCCAUCCCCUCGCCAACUUCGACCCUGAAGCUUGCCAAGAACUCCCCCGGAGGAAAACCUGCUGGCUUCCAUCAUUUGCCACAAAUGGCCAAUUCUGGAGGAGGCGCUGUCUGCAAUGGGAAUCUUUACAGUCACAAGAAAUGGGACGGCUCACAGAAUGGAAACUGCACGAAGAAUGGCAUAGUGAAGGAAGUCCAGCAAAAUGGGAAGCCACAUUUUUAUGAGAAGCCGGUUGUUGAAUCCUUUGAGGAAGCACCUCUUCACGUUAUGGUUUUCACUUAUAUGGGAUAUGGAAUUGGAACCCUAUUCGGCUAUCUCAGAGACUUUUUGAGAAACUCGGGAAUAGAAAAAUGCAAUGCAGCUGUAGAGCGAGAAGAACAAAAAGAUUUUGUGCCACUGUAUCAAAACUUUGAGAAUUUUUACACAAGAAACAUUUACAUGAGAAUCAGAGACAACUGGAACCGGCCCAUUUGCAGCGCCCCAGGGCCUCUGUUUGACGUGAUGGAGAGGGUGUCGGAUGACUACAACUGGACAUUUCGGUUCACUGGAAGAAUCAUCAAAGAUGUCAUCAACAUGGGCUCCUAUAACUUCCUUGGCUUGGCAGUCAGGUACGAUGAAUCUAUGAGGACAGUGAAGGAUGUUUUAGAGGAGUAUGGCGUAGGUGUGGCCAGUACCAGACAUGAAAUGGGAACCUUGAAUAAGCAUAAAGAGUUGGAGGACCUUGUGGCUCAGUUCCUGAAUGUAGAAGCAGCCAUGGUCUUUGGGAUGGGAUUUGCAACUAACUCAAUGAAUAUUCCUGCACUAGUUGGAAAGGGGUGCCUCAUUUUAAGUGAUGAGUUAAACCACGCAUCUCUUGUGCUUGGGGCCCGACUCUCAGGUGCAACCAUAAGGAUCUUCAAACAUAACAACAUGCAAAGCCUAGAGAAGCUCCUGAGAGACGCUGUAAUCUAUGGCCAGCCUCGAACCCGCAGAGCUUGGAAAAAGAUUCUCAUCAUGGUGGAGGGCGUCUACAGCAUGGAAGGUUCCAUUGUGAAUCUGCCCCAGAUCGUGGCUCUAAAGAAGAAAUACAAGGCUUACCUCUACAUUGAUGAAGCUCACAGUAUUGGGUCUGUGGGCCCGACUGGCCGGGGUGUAGUGGAAUUCUUUGGAAUGGACCCUCAAGAUGUCGAUGUGUUUAUGGGCACAUUCACCAAAAGCUUUGGAGCCGCGGGAGGUUACAUAGCUGGAAGGAAGGACCUUGUGGAUUAUUUACGGGUUCACUCACAUAGUGCUGUUUAUGCUACCUCCAUGAGCCCCCCGAUAGCAGAGCAAAUCAUCAGAUCAAUGAAAUUCAUCAUGGGACUGGAUGGGACCACGCAAGGGCUAAAGAGAGUACGGCAACUUGCAAAAAACACAAGAUACUUCAGACAGAGACUGAACGAAAUGGGAUUCAUUAUCUAUGGCAAUGAGGAAUCUCCUGUGGUCCCCCUGCUCCUUUACAUGCCUGGUAAAGUAGCGGCCUUUGCAAGGCACCUACUAAACAGAAAGAUUGGGGUAGUGGUCGUUGGAUUUCCAGCUACUCCCCUAGCGGAAGCUAGGGCACGGUUCUGCGUUUCAGCAGCACAUACCCGAGAAAUGUUAGACACGGUCUUGGAAGCCCUAGAUGAGAUGGGUGAUCUCCUGCACCUGAAAUAUUCCCGGAACAAGAAGUCAGCACGCCCCGAACUCUAUGAUGAAACAAGCUUUGAACUUGAUGAUUAAGUUCCCAGGUCCUGAUUGGCACCUAAAGACUUUGCCAGCAAAAUUCUCUCUUUGCCUCAAAAAGAAUAUAAGUGCAUUUCUCUCCAUUUCUAAGGACAAUUGGUUUUCAAACCAGCUUAGUUGAACUGAGGGAGACGUUGUUGUGUUCUUAAUGUCCCCAACUCAGGACUGUAGAGACAAAAAUACAGUUUCAGAUUUCUGUUUUUCUUCUCCCAAGUAACCUGCUACACACACACACACACACACACACACACACACACACACACACACACUUCUUAUAAUGUUUGUAAUGGCAAUAAGCCUGUGUUUUAGCUGCUACUGUGCAGCCUCUCUAGUCCAGAUCCUUUCAGGAAUUCCAACCAAAUGAGAGGGUUUCGGUUUUAAUUCCAUAGAUCUCACUGAGUGUUUACUUAUUCCAUCUCCGGAUGGGCCAGCGUGGUGGUCAGUGGCAGACCUCCUUAUUCCCAUGUGAAAGCACCAUCUAGAACUCGUGUGUCACAGGAAGUUCCAGGCAGGAAGGUAAAGAAAUGUUGCUUCUACCAUUUGCCACAUUUGGGCUUUUUCCAAGGACAAGCGUCAAAAGCUGUAGUUAGUGUUUGGAGGGAGAGAGCAGAGCUGGCCAGCAGCACCCAGAGACGUCUUUGAAGGAAACUUUCUUUUUCCUCUCUCUGGUUCCUCCUACAGUUUUACAGCUGAGCUUUUAAGGUUUGGAAAAUUCAAGAUGUGUGUUUCAUAAGGAAGGGGGUAGACAGCAAGCACAAGCCAAUUUUAGGCCUAAACUAAAGCCAUGAAGUUAGAAGCAUUUGAACAUUUUUGGUGCCAUGUAGAGUGAAUGUUUAGCAUGCGUAGUCUCUAUGACUUUAAGGAAUGGGUUGACAUUUUCCUAUUGAAUUUUGAGUAAAUAGUGAGAUUUCGUUUUCUUGAGAGUUGACUCCCAUGACUAUACUUGAAGAAUUGGUUUAAAAAUAUCUAAAAGCAAAUAUUCAACUUUUUCAAGACUGACACCCCCCAUCCCCAUUUAGGCCUAUUAACAUUAAAUAGUUCUGUCAUCUGCCAAAUGCACUUCAAUUUGGUGCACAGUGAACUUGUACACUAUUGGCAACUAACUGUAAUUUACUUAGUUCUCUCUCUCUCUCUCUCUCUCUCUCUCUCUCUCUCUCUCUCUCUCCCUUCUCUCUGUGUGUGUGUCUCUGAACACAAACUCCUCUGGAAUAGCACCCCUUUGCUAAUUGGAUCUAGUUGGUAUGGAAAAAGCCAGUGGAAAACCUUAUCUUUAACAAGCUCCCAGAUGGUGCACAGAUUUGGAAACUCUAAAGAGCAGUGGUGACCUUUUAGCAAAGCUUCUGUAAUAGUUUGAAUGAGUUACAGAACAUUCCACUCCAUCAAAUGACACUAUAAACAAAUCACUUCAAGAGAGGUUUGACUUUGUGUGACACACAUGGACCCAAGCUUUCAUGCUGUGCACUGAGAUAGAAACUCAACCCCAAGCACCGGUGUUGGAUGGAGCAACAUGCCCUUAUGUUCAAAACUUAUUAAAGGAGAAAGAUGAUCUGCAUGGAAAUUUUUAGGAAAUUAUAACCCCUAGUAGGUACAACAAUUUGAAAGUGGAUCACGAAUGUUUUUAAGUAGUAUAACAUUCCUCGUGAACAAUUUUUAUGUACAAUUAGGUUAGAAGGAGAGAAAGCAGGUUCUGAAAUGCUGUUGCCCCAUCUAAUGACUGAAUUUGAUAACUAAAUUUCAGCUCUUCUCAAUGAGCCAGUAAAGCAUUACUUGUGCAAGGAAAAUAUAUGUUGAGUAAAAAUGUACAACGGAAAAACAGACACAUAGGUCUUUUGUUUUGAAAAUGUGCCUUUAAAUGAAAUUGAUCUUAGUUAAUUUUCCAAAAUGCAUAAACGUCUUCAGUCCUGUAAAAGAAACAGGAAACAAAGAGGGCGACAACAUGUCUGGGCCUCCCUACGGUAUAGCAAGCAAUAAACAUCCCCUCCCAUUCUGGGUGCCUGUGAUCUACACACCCACCCUUUGAGUUUUAAGCCUGCAGAGGGGUGUCUCCUUGAGCAGGAAUUACUCUCAUAAUUACUUUCAUGGAGGCUCUUGAGUCAACUCAUGAUAGGAAACUAAUUACUUAGCCAGUUGGCAUGGGAGGCAGGGAGAGAUUACUCUCUCUUCAUCAAGAUCCAAGAGUUCUGCGGCAACUUAUUACUUUCUCGUGUACAAGAUAAAAGGCCUAUCUCUGUCAGAGUCUAUGUCGAAUACACACUUAUAAGAACAACCGUAAGCCAAGUGGAAUGCUUCACAAGCAGUACAUUAGGAGGGAUCCAGGUCCCACUGGGCUGGCAAUAUUAGCGUGCAUAUAUAUAAUGAGGUUGGUUAAGAGGGUGAUUGUGAAUACUGAGAAAUUUUCUUCUGCUGCUAGGUUAAUAAGACCAUGAUUUUAAUUCAAUAGGGAUUACUGAGUUUCCAUAAGUAUAGCAGAGCCAAAAAUGUCUCUUUGGUUGAUUUUGGGGGGGAAAGAGAAUUUCUAACAGAACUAUAAUGUCAUGUACCCCAACCUUCCCAUUUACACACACACACACACACACACACACACACUUACUUUUCCCUUACAGAGCAAGUAAGAGUAGAGAGAUGAAAGGUAGAGAGAUGGAAAUCUGAUUGGUUGAUAGAUAGAUGGAAGGUGUUGUCCUAAAAAUAAUCUUCAGGGAAGCAGAAGAUAAAGGAUCCAGACGAUAUUUGUAAGAAAGAUUAUUUGCAUAGUGAAAUGACAUGGACACAUGUCUAAUCUUAUCAUGGGACUUCAGUAUCAUGGAUGCUUGGCUGGAUUGCAUUUCAGUAAGUUUUGAUCUGAGAACCACAGGCUUCAGAAUUUACUUGAAAGCUUGAUAAAAUGCAGAUCCUUGAGUCCCACACCAGCAUUCUACUGAAUUAGAAUAGUGAGAGAGAAUAAUCUACAUUGUCAUCAGCCUUCCCAGGGGAUUCUAAUCCAUGUCAUAAUUUGAGAAUAAUUACUGGAGCUUUUGUUUUGAUAGACCAGUUGGCUCUAAUAACAUAACAGAAGCUUUGUUCUGACUCUUUGUUUAUAAUUAAGAGUACUUAUACUACUAAAGUAAAGUGAAUUAUUCUAACUUUUCCUACUCAAUUGGACAUUUCGCUCCUAUUUUCCAGGUAUCUUCAUUUCCUACAAUAAGGAAUCUAAUAUUGAAGAAUUUUCACUUGAAUAUUCAUUUGAAUAAAUUAUUCCUUCUCGAAUGCUUCUCUGUAUUCUUUCCUACAAAAUGUUCAUUUUCCUUUCAUCACUUUGUUCCAUUGAAUGUGGUGUCUUGUUUCUUUAUUUUUCUUCUACCCCUUUAAAAAACCUUCAACCUUUGAUUAUUUAUUUAUUCCAACAACAGCUCUUGGAUAGGGUGAGUCUUAACAGUUCUUCAAAUAUGCAAUGCUCUUCUCUAUUUUUUCUUCAGAGACAGCAAAUAUAAGUGGGUUACUCUGACCUAAAGCUCUGAUAAUAAAACCUAACUCUUAAAUAUAUCUUUUAUUUACAGCAAUGAUAACAAUUGUAUUUUGAGCUUAUCUAGUGAUUUCUUGGCCAUUUUACUUGUCUCAGUAAGAACAACAUAUUUGAAGUCUGUUGUCUCAGGCCCUUUGCAGCUGUGUAUUGUUUAGGAAAUUAAAAUCAUCUGUAUUUUAAAUGUUUCUAAGCAAUUUUUGUGGAAUGUUGUCUUACAGUGUUGUGGUGUGUGCGUGUGUGUGUGCGCGCGCGCGCAUGUUUCAUUGAAACAUUUGAGGUGACCAAUUUCAUUUCAUUCUGUCUGUGAAAUGUUAGUUUAUUUAAUAAACAAAAUACCAAAA
Messenger RNA from Myotis daubentonii (Daubenton's bat), 5836 nucleotides. RefSeq names its product serine palmitoyltransferase long chain base subunit 3 (gene SPTLC3). Gene Ontology annotation, molecular function: serine C-palmitoyltransferase activity; pyridoxal phosphate binding. Gene Ontology annotation, cellular component: serine palmitoyltransferase complex. The record is from RefSeq and is a predicted model, not a curated record. Gene Ontology annotation, biological process: sphingosine biosynthetic process; ceramide biosynthetic process. Lineage: Eukaryota; Metazoa; Chordata; Mammalia; Chiroptera; Vespertilionidae.